AUGGCUGCCAUGCUUGAGUUCCGAACGCAAGGCUACAACCCCUACGCCGUCAAGUACUCGCCCUACUACGACUCACGCAUCGCUGUCGCAUCGUCCGCCAACUUUGGCAUCGUCGGCAAUGGACGGGUAUACUCCCUGGGCUUGUCGGCGCAAGGCAUCCAGGUCGAGAAGACCUUUGAUACCAACGACGCCCUGUACGACCUGGCAUGGUCCGAGAUCAACGAGAAUCAGCUCGUCACAGCCUGCGGCGAUGGCUCCCUCAAGCUGUUUGAUCUGGGUGUCGACGAUUUCCCCGUCAUGAACUUUCACGAGCAUAAGCGCGAAACGUUCUCUGUCGCUUGGAACCCCGUAACCAAAGACUCGUUCAUCUCAAGCUCGUGGGAUGGCACCGUCAAGAUAUGGUCUCCCACGCGCAACCAUUCCAUCACGACACUGCCCAUUGGCAAUUGCACCUACAGCACCUCGUUCUGCCCCUCGAACCCCGCCUUGAUAUCGGCUGUCUCGUCCGACUCGCAUCUCCGCAUCUUCGACCUGCGCACGCCAUCCUCGGCCAAGUACCAUCUCGUAGCGACGGUGCCUGUGCACGCCGCGCCGGCCGGACCGACAGGCCCAGGGCCUUCAGCCCAGGCAGCCCCCGCCGAGGUGCUCACACAUGACUGGAACAAGUAUAACGAUACUGUGAUAGCAACAGGAGGCGUCGAUAGGAUCCUGCGCACUUUCGAUAUCCGCAGCCCAACGGCCGGUCCGCUGUCGUUAAUGCAGGGCCACGAGUACGCCGUGCGACGGCUUGCGUGGAGCCCGCAUGCCAGGGAUGUCUUGAUCAGUGCCAGCUACGACAUGACAGUGCGGCUAUGGCACGACGAUGCGGGACCGCCGCAGGACUUGGCCUUGGGCCCGCGCCUCGGGCAGCAGAUGGGCGUCAUGAACCGGCAUACAGAGUUUGUGACGGGCGUGGACUGGUGCCUCUUUGGCAUGGGAGGUUGGGUGGCUACCGUCGGGUGGGAUGAAAGAGUGCUGCUGUGGGACUCCAACAUGCUGAUGUCUGGGAGGUAA
This is a messenger RNA of Emericellopsis cladophorae, 1053 nucleotides long. RefSeq lists its product as uncharacterized. NCBI's taxonomy places the organism in Eukaryota, Fungi, Ascomycota, Sordariomycetes, Hypocreales, Bionectriaceae. Gene Ontology annotation, biological process: protein import into peroxisome matrix. Bases 1 to 1053 code for a protein of 350 amino acids. The record is from RefSeq and is a predicted model, not a curated record. Gene Ontology annotation, cellular component: cytosol; peroxisomal matrix. Gene Ontology annotation, molecular function: protein binding. The transcript is spliced from 3 exons.